Molecule: messenger RNA, 2430 nt
Organism: Eremothecium gossypii ATCC 10895
Lineage: Eukaryota; Fungi; Ascomycota; Saccharomycetes; Saccharomycetales; Saccharomycetaceae
Gene: RSC3
Product: Rsc3p
Exons: 1
Coding region: 1-2430 (809 amino acids)
Biological process (GO): positive regulation of transcription by RNA polymerase II
Cellular component (GO): nucleus
Molecular function (GO): zinc ion binding; DNA-binding transcription factor activity, RNA polymerase II-specific
Source: RefSeq, marked provisional
AUGGGCGUUGACAUCCGGGGCAGGAAGAUGAAGAAACCACCUGCGUGCGUGCAGUGCCGCAAGAGAAAAAUCGGGUGCGACCGGGCGAAGCCGCUCUGCGGGAACUGUGUGCGGAACGGCAAGAGCGACUGCUUCUACCCCGACAUUCCGGGGGUGUACGCGCAGAGUGGGGGAGGCGGCGCGACGCCGCCGGGCAAGAGCGCCGAGCUGGCGUCUGUGGAGCAGAUCAGGGAGUACAGCGCGCGGCUGCAGCAGCUGAGCAUGCCGCCGCGGCCGGUGCCCGCGAGCCCCGCGCCGGCAGAGCCCACGGUGUACGUUCCGAAAGUGACGAUGCUCCCGGCGGUGGUGCGGCGCUACGACUACAGUGCGGCGGGCGAAGAGCCGCUGACACACGUAGUGCGGGGCCCGGCGAUCUUCGACACGGCGAAGGUGCCGUACACGCAAGACGAGAUCAUGGCGAAAGAACUGGACUUCCUGCGCGGCCGGCUGCUGGACUUGCAGAAGGCGACGGGGAAGACCGUGCCGGGCCUUGGCGGACUGCGCGGGCGGCCUGGCAGCGGGCGGCGCGCGCGCUCCGACACGAUUGGCGCGGAGGAUGACGACAGCUUGCUGGACGGCAUGGACGGCCACUCACUACACAGCUCGGGCAAUGGCGACGGGCCGGCGUCCUUGAAGAAACGCAAGCAGGAUCAGUUCGACGAGUUCAAGUCGGUGGACCCUUCCUUCCUUGAUCCGAAACAGGUCCUGCGCGUUCUGCUGAACAAGAGCGCCUUUUUCACGCCCACCGUUCCCAUCCCAGGCAAUGAAAAUCGUCUGUUCCAUGUUGGGCACUUGGCAAUGCACGACGAUUACCUCUGCUUUUUCCACAAUAGGCUGUACGAUAUCAUGGCGAACACGUUACCGGAGCGCCUCUCGCAGCAGCAGCAGACGAAAUUGAAACCGGUUGCAGAAAUGGAGCCGUUACGUUUUCCUCCCAAGAUGCUAUGUACACACUGGAUCAACUACUUCACAACGCAAACGGAUGUUUCCACCCUAAUUCCUUUCGUCCAGUCGUCCGAUAUCAUACAAUCGAUAGACCAAUGGUUUCCGCAAAAAGAUGUGACCUUCAGAAUAGAGUCCAUCUCGCUGGACCAGCUGGCAACGUUAGGGCUGAUCACCCUUUUCCUGCUUUUCUGUUACAAUUCUCUUUCUUCAACAGUCUUGGUGCCGUUGAAGGAUGAUGAGAUGCAUAGAUACGAGCAGCUGCGGAGUUACGUGCCUCAACUACAUGCCAAUCUGAAGAGUAUCAUGUUGCUUGUGUGCAUGGGCGGAUCCACCAAUCUUUCCCGUAAAUGGAAAGUGCGCCUUCUACCCUUCAUAGCGGUCAUGAAGUUUUACCAGACUCUUUCGGGGUGGUCUCCUAGCACUUCUCACUCCACCGAUUUUGACGAGGACUUGAACUGGUCCCUGGACCUGGGCAUAAAUCACGAGACUCAAGACCAGAAUGCAAUUAUCAUUUGGAACUUUGUCUACAAAAAUUGUUGCUGGCGGAAACUGAUACAUGGAGAGCUGCCAUUGCCGCUUUUGUCAAAGCUUUCAGGUUCAUCGAAGAUACUGGAUUCUUCGCUAUUACAGGAUUACGACUUUCUCAAGACGAUAAUGAAGCUGUUGCAGUAUCUGCACAGCAGAGAGGAAACCCAGAGCGUUGCUAAAUUGCAAAAGCUGAAACUAAAGUGCAAGGAAGCAUUGAACAACGCCUCCCAGCGCUGUUACAAUGCACAACUGAUGGUCAGCCAUGUUGUGGACACGCUGGUAUACCGAAAUAUGGAGUUAUUCGUGGACGUUUACACUUUACUACAUUAUGAGUCGAUAGGCGAUGUUGAAAAAUAUAAUGAAACCUUCAAAUCUUUCAUCCAAUUCCUCCAGGAAUCUGUAUUCUACAUUUUUUCUGGGUUAGCCAACCUAAAGUUCGCUGGCUACGAGUAUAUCUUCCACCUCCCCACGUUUACCAUCCUGAAGAAUAUCCUCCUUAUCCUGUUUUCUCUUACAGAGAGAACUCGCCUCGGCGUUGGUAAGGAUACUCCUGAAUUAGCUCAGAUGAAUGAUACACUGAUAACCUUAAUCAGAAAAAUCUGUAUGCUCAUCAGCGAUUAUUCUAAAAACUGCAAGAAGGAAAACCCGGUAGUUACCGACAUCAAAGUCAUAGUUGCCACCUUGCUGGAGGCCAAUUCAUACGACCACCCCGCCGUCCCCAGCUCCUUACGGAAUGGCAUUAAAUCUUUGGAUAUUCUGAAGAUUAACAAGAAUGUCGCGAAAUUGCGCACAAUGUCGGAGACAUUAAUAAAAACAGAUUUCUACGAGAAAAGGGGCCCUUUUGUGCCUGAGUCGUUGCCCACGUUUGGCGUUACCGCUGGAAAUUUUGAUUCUGUGUAUCAAGCCUUCUUUCAAUAA